Vicia faba (fava bean) is the source of this 447-nucleotide messenger RNA. NCBI's taxonomy places the organism in Eukaryota, Viridiplantae, Streptophyta, Magnoliopsida, Fabales, Fabaceae. The record is from the annotation of a GenBank genome assembly.
AUGUCGAAUGGUUGGACGGAUAGAAAAGGUAGAACAUUGAAUAAUUUCUUGGUCAAUUGCCCGACGGGGAGCAUGUUUGUGAAAAGUGUUGAUGCUUCUAACUAUGCCAAGACGGGGGAAAAGCUAGCCGAGUUGUUGGACACUUUUAUUGAAGAAAUGGGUGAAAAAAAUAUUGUUCAAUUAAUUACCAACAAUGGAAGUAAUUAUGUAGCGGCGGAUAAAGAAUUGUGUUUGAAGAGGCCUCACGUGUUUUGGACUCCAUGUGUUGCCCAUUGUAUAGACCUUAUGUUAGAAGACAUAGGCAAAAUUCCAAAAGUUCAAAAGGUUAUACAAAAAGGGGUUAAGGUUAUGGGCUACAUUUAUGUAUAUGGAAUGAUUUUUUACAAUUACUUGCAGCUGAGUGGCGGAAGUCUUAUGGAGCCGAAACUCCGAAGUUGCAAUUGUUGA